This is a messenger RNA of Ananas comosus (pineapple), 1266 nucleotides long. Its product is annotated as horcolin-like. The record is from RefSeq and is a predicted model, not a curated record. The transcript has 3 exons. Bases 355 to 786 code for a protein of 143 amino acids. NCBI's taxonomy places the organism in Eukaryota, Viridiplantae, Streptophyta, Magnoliopsida, Poales, Bromeliaceae. Gene Ontology annotation, molecular function: carbohydrate binding.
CAAAUAAAAACGAGUUAAAGUUUAGAAGAUGUCUACACAUUUUAACCAAAAUUUAGAUAGUGAGAACUUAUAUUGGAAGUUGGAAGAGGCUAUUUGUUUUUCCUUUUUUUCCUUUUAAAAUUUAUUUUUUUCUUAUACUUUAUUGUAGAAACAAAGCAUCUCAUCUUGCACAUGCAGCUCUAACAAAUGUAAAAGUCAAGUACCUUAUAAUAUAUAUAUAUGCACACAAAUUGCGCAACUUGCAUGAAACUAUAUAUAGCAUAAGCAGCCAGAAUUGCUUAUUCCAAAGUCAUAUCUCCAUCACCGCAACCGAGCGAGAGAUCACGACGAAGACGGAGACAAUAUAGUUGGAAAAUGCUGAUGAAGAUGGGGCCUUGUGGUGGGGACGGAGGCGGUCAAAGGGACGUGGACAUGAGGGGGGUGACACGCAUAGUGAAGGUAGAGGUCCGCAGCGGGCACACCAUCGAUGCCGUUUCGUUCUUAUACGAGCGCAACGGUAACCUCGAGUGGAGUCCCCGGUGGGGGGGCGGCGGCGGCGGCGUCAAUGAGAUUAAUCUUGCACAGAAUGAAUAUCUUACUUCUGUUGUGGGACACUAUGGUUACUUCAAUAAAGAUUUCGUGGUAAGAUCACUUACUUUUGUUAGCAACCUCCGCACUUACGGACCCUACGGUCGUCAAGAAGGAAUCACUUUCGCUCUUCCUUCAGCAAGGGGCAAAAUUGUGGGUUUCCAUGCAAGAUCUGGUCUAUUUCUUGAUGCGAUUGGCACUUACGUCCAGUUUGACUAGUCGAUUGCCGACAAAUGCCAUUCUAUGUACCUUUUUAUAUAUAUAUGACUUGUUUUGCUACAAAUAAGAGUGCUUUAAGCUUCAUGGUAUGGAGUGCUCAAUAUGUUGAGCCUGUGAUUGCUUCUAUUUCAAAAUGAUUGAUGACCAAAUGAGAACUUUUUUUAUUUGGUCGGGUACGUUCUAAUAAAGUAAAUGUUAGUUGUAAAAACAAAAGCUUCUGUGUGUGGAGCACUUUUAAAUAGGAUGAUUGUUGUACUGUACAUUGCAUCAUCCAACGUCUAAAGUGUGUUUAGAGGCAUGCAUCAUCUCUAAGGAUUGUUAGCCGUAUGAAAAUGCAUAACAUGAAUUGGUUGCUGAUUGGUACAUGUAGGUUGUGGUUGUGAUCCUAUUGUAUCCGUUGGUACGCCGUGCUAUUAAACAUUGGCUCUUUACUGUAAAAAUGAAUUCAGUGUGAAGUGAACGCCCGUUUGGUUAUUGAUA